This is a messenger RNA of Haemonchus placei, 990 nucleotides long. Lineage: Eukaryota; Metazoa; Nematoda; Chromadorea; Rhabditida; Trichostrongylidae. The record is from the annotation of a GenBank genome assembly.
AUGACUGAAGGUAGUGGCAGCAAGGAUGCUGGUAAGCAAGAUGCUAGCAAGAAAGAUGUUGGUGCCAAGAUUGAUGCUGGCAGUAAACCAAAGGACAAAAAAGCUGUCGACGUGAAGAAGUUCAUGACCGACCUUCUUACCGGAGGAACUGCUGCUGCCAUCUCAAAAACCGCCGUCGCUCCUAUCGAGAGAGUCAAGCUGUUGCUUCAGGUGCAAGAUGCCUCGAAAACAAUUUCGGCUGAAAAACGGUACAAAGGCAUAAUCGAUGUAUUGGUUCGCGUUCCGAAAGAGCAAGGAUUCUUUUCACUCUGGAGAGGAAAUCUGGCAAACGUGUUGAGAUAUUUCCCGACACAGGCACUCAACUUCGCGUUUAAGGAUACGUAUAACGUGAUAUUCUUGAAAGGCAUUGACAAAAAGAAAGAUUUCUGGAGAUUUUUCGCUGGUAACCUUGCAUCAGGAGGAGCUGCCGGUGCAACAUCUCUUUGUUUCGUAUAUCCACUUGAUUUUGCUCGAACUCGGCUGGCUGUUGACAUUGGAAAAGGAAAGGGACGAGAAUUCCAGGGACUCACUGACUGCUUGGUUAAGGUUUUCAAGUCUGACGGACCAAUAGGCUUGUAUCGUGGAUUCAUCGUGUCCGUACAGGGGAUUAUCAUUUAUCGUGCAGCAUACUUUGGAAUGUUCGACACGAUCAAGUACCAUUUAGCUUCAGAAGGGAAGAAGCUCAACUUCUUUGCGGCCUGGGCUCUCGCACAGAUUGUGACUGUGAGCUCAGGUAUUAUGUCCUAUCCUUGGGACACUGUGAGGAGACGUAUGAUGAUGCAGUCGGGUCGAUCAGAUGUCCUCUAUAAGAAUACACUCGAUUGUGCCUUAAAAAUCAUAAGAAAUGAAGGAUUGAAGGCAAUGUUCAAGGGUGCUCUGUCGAAUAUUUUCCGUAGCACUGGAGGAGCUCUUGUGCUUGCAAUCUAUGAUGAGAUUCACAAAUUCCUUUGA